Phragmites australis (common reed) is the source of this 1377-nucleotide messenger RNA. RefSeq lists its product as uncharacterized. The coding region runs from base 1 to 1377 and encodes 458 amino acids. The transcript is spliced from 2 exons. Lineage: Eukaryota; Viridiplantae; Streptophyta; Magnoliopsida; Poales; Poaceae. The record is from RefSeq and is a predicted model, not a curated record. Gene Ontology annotation, molecular function: nucleic acid binding.
AUGGAGGAGCAUGUUGUUCCAGACCUAAACGAGCCAAUACCAAUAUAUGGUACUCCUAAUCAAGAUGAUCUUGAUGUCAACGCAAAUGAAAGUGGAGCUGGUAGGACAAGAAACUUCUUAUGUGAUGAUACACGAAGAGCCAUUUACUCCAUGAUUUUAGAGCGAACUGCUCCGGGUGUUAUGAAACGUGGAGUGAUGAAAUCUGUAGCUGAAGAUAUGGGCGUUCCAUUGAGAGUUGUUCAGCGUAUAUGGACAACAGGGAAGCAUGGUGGAGGAGUACAUGCUGUUUGCAAUAAGAGGGCUAAGAAUUGUGGCCGUAAAAGAAUACACAUUGACCCACAAGACAUCCGUGAUGUGCCUCUUCGUGAUCGCACAACUUUGAGAGAUUUAGCACACGCUCUGCAUGUUACUCCGAGCACAUUGUUUCUUCGUUUGAAGAAAGGGGAAUUAACACGGCAAACAAAUGACAUUAAGUUCUCUUUGACUGAAGAAAACAAGAAAUCACGUUUGCGCUUUUGCAUCUCAAUGCUCGACAUCCACAGCAUACCUCAUGAUCCAAUAUUUAAAGGUAUGUACAACAUGGUUUACAUAGACGAGAAGUGGUUCUAUAUGACGAAGAAAUGUCAGAACUAUUACUUGGCACCAGGUGAAGAUAAACCACUGCGAACUGUGAAAAACAAGAAUUUCAUUGGAAAGGUGAUGUUUCUUGCGGCCAUUGCUCGACCAAGAUUUGAUGACCAAGGUAAUGAGAUGUUCUCUGGGAAAAUUGGUAUUUUCCCUUUUACUUAUACGGAGCCAGCCCAGAGGAGUAGUGUAAACAGGCCUGCAGGUACCAUGGUCACUAAACCUAUGCCGUCAGUAAACAAGCAAACUAUCAGGUCAUAUCUUAUCGACAAAGUUAUGCCUACCAUCAAACAAAAAUGGCCAAUAGAGGACUCAACACAUCCUAUCUUUAUUCAGCAAGAUAAUGCAAGAACCCACAUUGAUCCCAAUGAUGAAGAGUUCUGUCGAGUAGCCAAAGAAGAUGGAUUUGAUAUCCGUUUGAUGUGUCAACCUCCAAAUUCUCCUGAUCUAAAUGUCUUAGAUCUUGGUUUUUUUGCUGCAAUUCAAUCCAUACAAAUGAAGAACUCAUCGAAGACGGUAGAAGAACUUGUGAGUGCAGUGGUGAAAGCAUAUGAAGAAUAUCCGACGGAUCGGUCCAAUCAUAUCUUUCUCACUCAACAAUCUUGCAUGAGAGAAAUUAUACGAGAGAAGGGCAGCCAGCACUACGUCAUUCCACAUAUGCAGAAGAAAAUGCUAGAGAGGAAUGACGAGCUUCCAAGAAGUCUAAAAUGUGAUACUCAAAUUGUAGAAGAAGCCAGGGUGUACUUGAAUUAG